This is a messenger RNA of Rhodamnia argentea, 1371 nucleotides long. Its product is annotated as 4-hydroxy-tetrahydrodipicolinate synthase, chloroplastic-like. The record is from RefSeq and is a predicted model, not a curated record. Gene Ontology annotation, molecular function: 4-hydroxy-tetrahydrodipicolinate synthase activity. NCBI's taxonomy places the organism in Eukaryota, Viridiplantae, Streptophyta, Magnoliopsida, Myrtales, Myrtaceae. Bases 376 to 1353 code for a protein of 325 amino acids. The transcript has 3 exons.
UUAUCUUGUUCGAUGUAUAAUUACUAUCGAGUUUCGACUAGUACGUCCGUAUUGUUUGUAUGUGUUAUGGAAGCGCGCGUGUGAGCGCACGUAAGGACGUGAAUUGUCUCCGGCGCUAGGGAUGAAGUGUAGUAGUAAGUCAGAUGAACGAUUCAUUGGCAAAUCACAAAGAAAUGCAGACACUCUUUUGGUCUUGAGUGAAGUACUCGCCUCGAGUGCUCAUGAAAAGAGUGAAUUGUCUAUAAUGAUUGUUGGCUCAGCAAUCCUCUUUUGGAUCCGGCGAGUUCGGGAUGAUUUUUUUUUUUUUUUUUGACCUUUGCCUGCAUCGGAAGCAAGAUCUGAAGGAAUGCGAAUUGGAGGCCUCGAAAGGCCACUAUGGUCCAUAAUCUCUGCCUCACCAUGAGAAGCCACGAAAUCCAAAGCAGGACUCUGGUCGAGGAUAUCAGAUCGCUCCGGCUGAUCACAGGCAUCAAAACCCCGUACCUACUGGAUGGCAGACUGGACCUCAAAGCCUACGACGGCUUGAUCAAUAUGCAGAUCACGCAAGGUGUGGAAGGAGUCAUCGUCGGGGGCCCAGCUGGGGAAGGCCAUUUAAUGAGCUGGGACGAGCACAUCUCGCUCAUUGGACACACCGUCGCUCGCUUUGGUGCUUCGCUCAAGGUGAUCGGCAACACCGGAAGUAACUCCACCGGUGAAGCAAUGCAGGCCACCGAGCAGGGCUUUGCUGUGGGAAUGCAUGCUUCCCUUCAGAUAAAUCCUUACUGCGGCAAAACAUCCAUACCUGGCGUGCUUGCUCACUUCAAUAGUGUUUUGCCUAUGGGUCCGAUGAUAAUAUACAACAUGCCGUCCAGGACGGGUCAGGACAUUCUGCCCUGUGUCAUCCAAACCUUGUCUGCAAGUCCGAACUUUGUCGGGAUAAAGGAAUGUGCUGGAAAUGAUCGUGUUAGGCAGUAUGCAGAGGACGGGAAGACGGUUUGGUGCGGGAUGGAUCAUGAAUGCCAUGAUGCUAGGUGGGAUUUGGGGGCUACGGGAGCGAUGUCGGUCACUAGCAAUUUGAUUCCUGGCUUGAUUCGGGAAUUGGUCGCGGGGAAGAAGAGUCCUUCGCUGAACAAGAAGCUCAUGCCUUUGAUCGAAUGGCUCCUCCAUGAGCCGGCCCUGACUGGAUUGAACACUGCUCUGGCUCAACUUGGGGUGGUCUGGCCGGUUUUCAGGCUUCCUUAUGUGCCGCUUCCUCUAUCGAAGCGGCAAGAAUUUGUGAGGGUGGUGGAGGACAUUGGAAGAGAGCAUUUCGUGGGAGAAAGAGAAGUUCAGGUGCUUGACGACAAUGACUUCAUCUUGGUGGGAAGGUAUUGACAUUGGUCAUCUUCAUCC